AUGCAAGCUGUUGUUUUCAAGGGCCCGUCGAAGGUAGCCAUCGAGCAAAAGCCCAUCCCACAGAUCCAAGAUCCAACAGAUGUCAUUCUGAAGGUGCGAUACACUGCGUUAUGUGGCAGUGAACUCCAUGUCUUUCGCGGCCAUCAAAAGUCCGGCACAGAGUUUAUCAUGGGCCAUGAGUUUACAGGUGAAGUUGUCGAGCUUGGAUCAGACAUCAAAAACUUUAAAAAGGGAGACCGAGUAGUCUCACCCUUCACUGCGAGCUGUGGGGAGUGCUUCUACUGCGAGCGUGGCUUCUCCUCUCGGUGCGCUCGAAGCCAGCUAUUCGGCACUGUUGCACUUGAUGGCGGACAGGCGGAGUACGUACGUAUUCCACUAGCCGAUUCGACUCUCGCCACAGUCCCAGCUUCAAUCGACGAGAAGAAGCUGGUUCUUAUGGCCGAUAUAUUCCCCACCGGGUAUUUUGCUUCUCUGAAUGCUUUCUCUGGCACAACACCGGAGGAGAUUCAAAAAAGCACGGUACUCCUCUUUGGCUGUGGCCCUGUGGGUAUCUGCGCACUUAUCAGUGCCCUUGAUUACAAGCCGAAGACUCUGAUUGCAAUCGAUAGUGUGCCUUCCAGACUAGCACUUGCACAGAGUCUAGGAGCUGAACCUUGGAAUUUCAAAGAGAACGAAGAAGGGCUGCGCCAAAGGGUAAAGGAUCUUACUGACGGUCGUGGGGCGGAUAUUGUUAUCGAAGUCGUCGGACAUAGUAGUGCUCUCAGGAUGGGAUUCGAUUUGUUACGCCCCUGGGGCCGGAUAUCGAGUGUGGGUGUCCACAAUCAGGAUAUCCCGUGGACUGGGAAUGAAGCCUACGCAAAGAACCUUCGUCUACAGAUGGGCCGGUGCCCUGUUCGGAGUAUCUUUGGUCCGGCCAUGGACCUCUUCGAAAAGAAGCAGGACAUCCUCAACUUCAUGUCUCAAGAUAUCCGUCCGCUCUCACAGGCUGUUCAGGCAUAUGACGAUUUUGAUAACAUGCGGGCUCACAAGGUGAUUUUUGAGGCGGAUAAGUGA
Molecule: messenger RNA, 1053 nt
Organism: Penicillium samsonianum
Lineage: Eukaryota; Fungi; Ascomycota; Eurotiomycetes; Eurotiales; Aspergillaceae
Product: alcohol dehydrogenase family protein
Exons: 5
Coding region: 1-1053 (350 amino acids)
Molecular function (GO): zinc ion binding; oxidoreductase activity
Source: RefSeq, a predicted model, not a curated record